Messenger RNA from Procambarus clarkii (red swamp crayfish), 960 nucleotides. RefSeq lists its product as uncharacterized. The record is from RefSeq and is a predicted model, not a curated record. Lineage: Eukaryota; Metazoa; Arthropoda; Malacostraca; Decapoda; Cambaridae.
AUGAUCCACCAGUGUAUUACAAAGGCCAACGCCCACCUGCUGAGGGUCCACAGAGGAAAUACCACUAGAACUGGAGGUGUUGAAGUUGUUCGUUAUUAUGCUACUGAAGGUGGUGUUAAUACUACCGUAGGUGGUGGUAACACUACUGGAGGUGGUGGUAAUGCUACUGAAAGUGGUGGCAGAUGGCCUGCCAGGAGCGAGCGCUGGGUUGUGUUUGGCGACUCUCACAUGCGUUUCCUUCUGGCCUCUUUCCUCACUCGCUUCAGAAGCCCCACCCUCCAGUACCGACUUGAAGAAAAGGGCAAGUGGCUUAGUGCAGCUGCUCUAGAGGCAGAACUUCAUACUUCCAAACUCUGGCAAAAUAUUGAAGUACGUGACCUUGGAGUUAACUUCCACCUAACCUACUACUGGGAUACAUUAUUGAAGAUCCUGCCGGAGAAGCUGACGGAGUGGGAGCAGCACCCUCACCGCUCCCCGACACUCGUCAUCAUCGCUGCGGCACUGCACUGGAUGGAAGCAACUCAAGAUGUGUACCAGAGCCAGGGACCCGAGGCAGCCGUCGCCUUGUAUAGGACGCACAUCAGUAGCUUCAAGGACCAACUCACCGGCCUCGCAGCCAACACUACUGUCGUCUUUAAGCUCCUCGACGACCUUAGGAGAGCCAGCGAACCAAAUGCAUGGAAAGCCAUCAACACCCGGAGUAACUACCCGUUGUACAACAAGGCGGCGGUGGCGGCACUGUCAGGGACAGGUGUGAUCAUCUGGGACAGCACCGUGCCACUCUCCCGGGCCUACACCCUCCGCUGUGAGGCACAACUCCUGCACACUCCCCCGUGGCACUACUGGAACUGCCAGGACCCUUGCCAUGUAGGGUACAUCCUCGUCGACCAAUAUGCUGAUAUGAUCAUCAAUAAUUACUGUAACAAAUACCUGAGUCUCGGCCAAGACUUUUGUGUCUAA